ACUGAAAACAAAGCACUGCGACUGAAGGACGGCAUCACGGCGUCGCCGCUGGUGGAAGAGAGCGCCGCGGGUCCGGGCUUCCCCUUGGCCCUCCAGAGUUUCGAGACCACGGACGGGCGCCUCACGUGGAACUACUUCGACGAGGCUGGGUACAUAGCCCGCGGUGGCCUGCGCCAAGGGGAGGACCCCUACAUCCGGAACAGGUUCAACCAGGAGGCCAGCGACAGCCUGCCCAGCAACCGGGAGAUUCCGGAUACCAGGAACGCCAUGUGA
Messenger RNA from Anoplophora glabripennis (Asian longhorned beetle), 273 nucleotides. RefSeq names its product polypeptide N-acetylgalactosaminyltransferase 2-like. The transcript has a single exon. The record is from RefSeq and is a predicted model, not a curated record. The annotation marks the transcript as partial. Lineage: Eukaryota; Metazoa; Arthropoda; Insecta; Coleoptera; Cerambycidae.